Gasterosteus aculeatus aculeatus (three-spined stickleback) is the source of this 2757-nucleotide messenger RNA. Lineage: Eukaryota; Metazoa; Chordata; Actinopteri; Perciformes; Gasterosteidae. The record is from RefSeq and is a predicted model, not a curated record.
AGUCAAGCUGAACCUUUUCACUUAAACUGGAUUUCUUUAUUCUGCCUUUGUCCAAUAGCCCCUGCUGGUCUAACCGUUUUAUGUUGAGACGUGUCUAGUGUCUUUGGAGCCCGAUGACGUCAUAGGGCCCCUCUGAAGACCUGCAUGGUGUCCUUGGACCUGGUGUCCUAGUGAUGCUGGAGGAGCACAGCACAACGAUCCAGAUUCGGGUGGAGAGGAGGGACGGACGCGUCCCAAUCCGCUUCCCCGGUGCCUCGGUCUGGGUGCGCGGUCAGAGCGGGAGAAAAGCAUCCGGUAACCUGCCGGUGUGGGAGUCAAACCAACAAGUUGAGCUUCUAACGGGCAACGUGCCGAUCCGCCCCACGUAGCCUUGCGUGGAGAAGCAGAAGGGGGGGGUUCUGAAACCGGACGCGGCCGGACCGGGUUGCCGUCAGACAUCUUGCCUCAGACCGGAGGAGACCGGAUACUUCUCACGGUCAAACGUGCGGAUGGAGUGACGGCGGGGCCCGGUACUCCGGACACACAGCAGACCCCUCUACGGAGCCGGUAGGACCACGGAGCCCCGGUCACUGAAAACCUUCUGCAUCAGAUCAGCUGUUCAGUAGGCUCCGCCUCCUCAACCUGUGUGAAGUUCUCUUCAUUAUGAUCAGCUGUGAGUGACAGGUGCAGCCAUGAUUGGAGGACUCUUCAUUUACAACCACAAGGGCGAGGUGCUGAUCUCCAGGGUUUAUCGCGAUGACAUUGGGAGGAACGCAGUGGACGCCUUCCGGGUCAACGUGAUUCACGCCCGGCAGCAGGUGCGCUCACCCGUCACCAACAUCGCCCGCACCAGCUUCCUGCACGUGAAGCGCUCCAACAUCUGGCUGGCCGCCGCCACCAAGCAGAACGUCAACGCCACCAUGGUGUUCGAGUUCCUCUACAAGAUGUGUGACGUCAUGGCCGCCUACUUCGGCAAGAUCAGCGAGGAGAACGUGAAGAACAACUUCGUCCUGAUCUACGAGCUGCUGGACGAGAUUCUGGACUUUGGGUACCCUCAGAACUCAGAGACCGGAGCUCUGAAAACCUUCAUCACCCAGCAAGGAAUCAAGAGUCAGCACCACACCAAAGAGGAGCAGUCUCAGAUCACCAGUCAAGUCACCGGUCAGAUCGGCUGGAGACGAGAAGGAAUCAAAUACAGACGCAACGAGCUCUUCCUGGACGUGUUGGAAAGCGUCAACCUGCUCAUGUCUCCCCAAGGUCAGGUGCUCAGCGCCCACGUCUCCGGCCGCGUGGUGAUGAAGAGUUACCUCAGCGGGAUGCCCGAGUGCAAAUUUGGCAUGAACGACAAGAUUGUCAUCGACAAGCAGGGGAAAGGAGGAGGUUCAGAGGACGUGGCCAAGAGUGGUAAACAGUCCAUAGCCAUUGAUGACUGCACCUUCCAUCAGUGUGUUCGUCUCAGCAAGUUUGACACUGAACGCAGCAUCAGCUUCAUCCCUCCUGAUGGAGACUACGAACUCAUGAGGUAUCGAACCACCAAAGACAUCAUCCUGCCGUUCAGGGUUAUCCCGCUGGUCCGAGAAGUAGGGCGGACCAGACUGGAGGUCAAAGUUGUCAUUAAGUCCAACUUCAAGUCGUCUCUGCUUGCUCAGAAGAUCGAGGUGAGGAUCCCCACCCCCCUCACCACCAGCGGGGUUCAGCUCAUUUGUAUGAAGGGGAAAGCAAAAUACAAAGCCAGCGAGAACGCCAUCGUGUGGAAGGUGAAGAGGAUGGCCGGCAUGAAGGAGUCUCAAAUCAGUGCUGAAAUCGAGCUGCUUCCCACCAACGACAAGAAGAAGUGGGCCCGCCCCCCUAUCUCCAUGAACUUUGAGGUGCCCUUUGCCCCCUCUGGUCUGAAGGUGAGGUACCUGAAGGUGUUUGAGCCCAAACUGAACUACAGUGAUCACGACGUCAUUAAAUGGGUUCGUUACAUCGGACGAAGUGGAAUCUAUGAAACCCGCUGCUGAGGAAGGACACGACAUCAUCCUCCUCCUCCUCAUUGUGUGUCCCAGUGAAUGCAGUCCUAGUUGUUGAUAUCUUGACUCAUGUUUAGAAACACUACUCAUAAUGCACCUGGAUGGAGAUAGAUAGAUAGAUAUAUACGUUAUUUAUCCCCAGGGGGGAAUUUUGAGUCUUUACUACGCGUGAGACCGAUGGUGUGUUCCUUUAAGAGACAGACCAACCAAUCAGAAGAGUCCGAUCACUGAGGGAAUCCCAAUCUGCCCCUGUGACUCUGUGAGGGUUCCGUUCUGUCCCAGUGUUUGUAUAUGAGAAUGUAUACAUUUGAAACAUCAAGGAUUGAAGAUUGAUAAAAAAGACUGUAUAUUCAUAAAAUAUGAAAUGUCACCAAAGCAAUUUGAACAAAGACAUCAAAAUAUAUUUAUUUAAAAUGAGCUCUCAUUUUAUGAAGAAAGAGCUGGAAAGACGUCCAAAUCAGAGUUAAAAAGUAUGAAUUUAAUCCCUACACUGGUAAAUCAUAUUUUAGACGUUGUCAUGGUGACGUGACAUGUGGCAUCAAAGUGCUGUCCCUUCAUCUAAAGCCCAUAGAAUCCAGACCAGGUGUCCUCAGUGAGUCCCUGAGGGGAGGAGAUUGGGAUUGGGCCAGUCUGUGAUCCGUUUACCCAGCAUGCUUCGCUUUCAGUGUUUGUUGAAUUUAAUGAAUUCAUCUCUGCUUUUAUUUCUAUUGUUUUUACAGUUUUUGUAUCCCGAUGUGUCAGAAAUAAAGUUAUAAUUCUGAAGUCA